CCUUAAAUUUUGCGCGUCUUCUUUGCUCUCGCUCUCCGUGUACCCGCUCGCGCCGACCUCAUUCUUGCUGCUGUGUUCCCUCCAUUCACUUCCACCCGUUUUCUUCAUCUUCUACAUCGCACCACCUCUGAUUUCCUCCAUUGAUUCGACCUCGAACUUCGCCAAUCUCACAAAGAUAUUGCAUAGAAAACGACCAAGGUUCAAAUUUCCAGUCUAUUCUUUAAUGGUUAGUAUGUCAAUGGAUGUAAAUGGAAAAUGCAUUGAAGCUGCAAAUAAUGAUCAGUUAAAUGAUUUUCCUUACAAUGUAAACCUAUCUAAAUCUGGUGUUAGCAACUCAGAAUGUACUGAUGAUGAAGAUGAAGAUGAGGAUUUGGAUUUAGAUUUCAACCCUUUGUUAAAUGAUUCUCCGUCUAUAGAAGCUCCUUCCAGUUUGAGCUCUGAUAGUGACAAAAGUACUGAUUCCUUGGAUACAGAUAUAUCGUCGAAGACACUAGGUAAUGAAUAUGCGCAAGAAAAUGAUUAUGAUAUGAAAUUAAAGAGGAGAAAAUUGGCUAUAGUUUCUGAUUCUGAUCCUGGUACACUUAUUGAACACGUGAAUAGCUUAAGCAGUUGGAUAGAUGCUGGUAAAGAUGUCACGGGUGAAGGAACUUCACGUUGUCAGAAGCUAUUUGAUUCAAAUGAUGAAAAUGCUAUUUGUAAACGUACAAGAGCUCGCUAUUCUCUUGCCAGUUUCAAGUUGGAGGAACUAGAGAUUUUUCUUCAUGAAAAAGAUGACGAUGAUGAUGAUGAGGAUGAUAUUCAAAAUGUUGAUGAUGAAGAAGAGUACAGAAAAUUUCUUGCUUCUGUCUUACCAGGUGGAGAAGAAAACGUUGAUGAUGAAGAUGAAGAAAAUGAUUCUGAUUUUGAACUUGAACUUGAAGAGGCACUAGAGAGUGAUCUUGAUGAAAACACAAGGCAUGGCUUGGAAGAAGAGCUUAAGCAUUCUUGUGGAGGACCUGAAACCAGGCAAAAUAAACACAAGAAAGCUGUCGAUCUGGGAACAAACAAACAUUUGGGUCAUGUAAAUAGGACAUUGCGUCCACUUUUACCAAGUGCACCAAUUACAUCUUUCCCUGUUUAUGUUCCUUCUUCAGAGCAUAGUGGUGCUAUAAAUGGAUUCACUCCAUACCAACUUGGUCAGUUGCAUUGUUUAGUAUAUGAGCACGUGCAACUUCUUAUCCAAGUAUACUGUCUUUCCAUUUCCGAGCCCUCUCAACAGCACAUUGCCUCCCAAAUCCAAUAUUUAAUUUCAGAGAUGCUUAACAGACGUGAUCAAGCAACAGACCAGAGAAGGAAUUGGCAUGCUUCUGGUACCAUGCAAUCACCUGGUGCCAGUCCCAUAGAAAAGAGACAAUUUUCUUCUAAUAGGCAAGAGAUUGAGACUCAAAUUAUUGACAUCAACUUCCCUUUAUCAUCUGUUACUGGCCCUAUACUCUCUGUUCUUGAUGUUACUCCACUAAGUUUAGUUGGGAAGUUUAUGGACGAUGUAACUGCUGAUAUGCAGGAGUAUCAACAGAGAAGUAUCCAAGCUACCUGUGAUAAUCCUGUUGAAAGGGAUCCUUUGUUUCCUUUUCACAUACAUCCUUCUUCUCAAACUGAUACUGAAGUUCCUAAAGGCACAAUUGCUCAAACAACAAAGGCUCCUUCUUCCUUCCAUGAUUAUCCACCAAAGAAGACAUUGGCUACCACACUUGUUGAAAGGUCCAAAAAGCAGUCAAUAGCUCUUGUCCCAAAGUCAAUUGCGAAGUUAGCUCAGAGGUUUUACCCUCUGUUUAAUUCAGCAUUGUUUCCUCAUAAGCCACCUCCACCAUCUGUUGCAAAUAGGGUGGUCUUCACAGAUGCAGAGGAUGAGUUAUUAGCUCUAGGUUUGAUGGAGUUCAAUACUGACUGGAAAGCAAUUCAACAACGCUUUCUUCCCUGUAAGUCAAAGCAUCAGAUUUUUAUAAGGCAGAAAAAUCGUGCAUCCUCAAAAGCACCUGAAAAUCCAAUUAAGGAAGUUCGGAGACUGAAAAACUCUCCCUUGACCAUGGAGGAAAUAGCACGUAUUCAAGAGGGAUUGAAGGUUUUCAAACUUGAUUGGAUGUCUGUGUGGAAAUUCGUUGUCCCAUAUCGAGAUCCAUCCUUGCUUCCACGUCAGUGGCGCAUUGCUAAUGGGACACAGAAGUCAUAUAAAGCAACUGCAGAUGAAAAAUUGAAGCGCAGAAUAUAUGAUUUCAAUAGAAAGAAUUACAAACCUACUCUUGCAAGUUGGCAAGUUCCAUCGGGAAAAUAUGACUGUCAGACAAAAGCUUCGGUUGUGAAAAACAAGAGUGGGGAUGAUAAUGUAGUUAACAAAGGUGAAGCUUAUGUUCAUGAAGCCUUUUUGGCAGAUUGGAGGCCUGGUUCCUCAAUUCCUCUUCGAUCUGAAGUUUCAUCAUCAAAUAUUAUGGAGAGAAACCAACAAAAUCAUUUGCUGCCAGAAGCAAGUUCCCAUCAUGCUUUUAUGUCCCCACGCCGUUGGAAACACCUCAACUCUAAUCGAGUUCACAGAACAAAAGGAAACUUAGUAAAGUUAGCUCCAGGUUUGCCUCCUGUUAAUCUUCCUCCAUCUGUUAGAGUGAUGUCACAAUCAUCUUUCACAGCUAAGGAAGUCUUGGCUCCUAAAAUUGUUAAUCAAAAUUCAACAUCAAAAGAAAUCAUUCCAACACUUCCUCCAGGAGCCGUUGCUCUGCAGAAUAAUAAACCUCGUGACAUGAAUUCUCGUCAGUCAGAUCUAGAGAUGCAUCCUUUGUUUUUCCAGUCCAAUGGAGAUGGCCGAUUACCAUUUUCCCCAUCCAACUCUAGAAAUUUAGAAACUUCUUUCACUUUCGUCAAUGGAAAGAAGACUCAGCUAAAUCUCAUUAAGGGAAAGGAUUGGUUUGACAAGUCUGCGGUUUCUUCUUCUGCAAAUAUUUUUGAUUUCCAUCCACUUCUGCAAAAAGAGGAUGUCACCAACAAUAAUUUAUUAGUUUCUAAUUCAACUGAGGUAGGUCAAAAAUCGAUCUCCGUUAGUUCAGAAACAUUACAGGCUGCCUCUGCCAAAUUCUGUGAUCCAAAUGAACAGGCUGACAUAAAUGCCUCGGGUCAUGGAGUUACCACAGAAAAUGAAACUGAAAAUAUGUUCAAUAAGCAAAACGAGUCUCAAACAGCAGUUCCAUUUCCAGACAAGCUCGAUUCAGGUCUCCAUACAGUGGUCACGUGUGAUCUUAAUGCUCCUGCCUAUGGGUCUCUUCCGGAAAUUGUGAUGGAACAAGAGGAGUUGAGUGACUCCGACGAAGAAACUGGAGAGAAUGUUGAGUUUGAAUGUGAAGAAAUGGAUGACUCUGAUGAUGGAUGAGCCAGAACAUGCUAGAGACAGUUAUAGUCAGUGUUUUAAAGGAACAAAGCAGCAGCCAUACCAAAAUGGGAUCUGAAAUUGAGAAUGUGUUCAAGCUAAAGGAAGACACCAAGUUGUUUCAAUAAAGAGAUCUCUGUUCAUUGUGGCUCUAUUGUAUGAUUUUGCUGAAGUUAUCAGGUACUCAACAUUCAUUCUCAUUUGUAUUAUAUGUUUAUCAUAUACUGCUUUAUUUAGAGUUGGGAUAAAUUUUGGUGAAAGGUCAAAGAAUAAACAACAUUCUGUAUUUAGUUUUCUUGUUAGAUUGCAAGGAGUCCCGAGGUUAUUUUUUAGAACCCUUGAGAACACGCGAAGAUAGCGUGUUCAUACGAUUGAGUACCACUACUUGUUCUAUUUUCUAUUUGCAAUGAUAUAACACUUAAAUUUGUUAAAUUGUAGUUUAGAAUAAAUAUAAUAAUUCCCUUAUUAGCCU
Impatiens glandulifera is the source of this 3863-nucleotide messenger RNA. RefSeq lists its product as uncharacterized. Bases 224 to 3394 code for a protein of 1056 amino acids. Gene Ontology annotation, molecular function: transcription coregulator activity. The transcript has 10 exons. Lineage: Eukaryota; Viridiplantae; Streptophyta; Magnoliopsida; Ericales; Balsaminaceae. Gene Ontology annotation, biological process: regulation of DNA-templated transcription. The record is from RefSeq and is a predicted model, not a curated record. Gene Ontology annotation, cellular component: nucleus.